Molecule: messenger RNA, 5006 nt
Organism: Coregonus clupeaformis (lake whitefish)
Lineage: Eukaryota; Metazoa; Chordata; Actinopteri; Salmoniformes; Salmonidae
Product: titin homolog
Exons: 8
Coding region: 554-2866 (770 amino acids)
Biological process (GO): intracellular protein transport
Molecular function (GO): phosphatidylinositol binding
Source: RefSeq, a predicted model, not a curated record
GUUAACACAAAUUGCGUUGAAGCUGCGCCGAGUUUCACAGAUCUUUGCAUUGUAAGACUUUUAUUGGAGUUCGACAAAAUUGUUGACGGAGAGCGUUACUAAAGAUACAGAUCUGUGGUAGUGCACAGUCAAUGUACUUUCCAAGAUCCCGGUGAACGAGAGUGACAUGACAUCAUUUGUACGAAAAACUCCGACUCAUGAAUAGCUCAGCAGAGUUAGCUAACGUUUGCUAUAGCUGUACUUCUUACUACUUGCAAACUAAAUAGCUAACUAGAUAAUUAUUUGUGGCUCUUUCAAAACAAGUUUUUUAUGAAGACGUUUGAGAUACCCUGACUACCAUAUGAAAGAGUGGGGAGUGAUUGGUGGUGGGGGAGUUAAACCUUUUGCCAAUGCAGUGUCUGUACUAUAAAGAGGAGGGGGUUUGUCUUCAGGACAAAGGGCAAAUGAAGGAGUUCAUCCCAGGCGUCUCUUCUGUUCCCAACCAUGGCUAACAUCAAAGACAGAGAGAAGUCUAAUACUAACUGCAUAUGUCUCCUGUGCAGCCUACAGAAGGAUGAUGAAGAAUCACAAAGAAGAUGAGUUUGUUGCAGUGCGGGUCCAAGACCCUCGGGUUCAGAAUGAAGGCUCUUGGAACUCGUACGUGGACUUCAAGAUAUUUCUUCACACCAACAGCAAGUCUUUCACGGCCAAAACGUCCUGUGUGCGCCGGCGCUACAGUGAGUUUGUCUGGCUCAAGAAGAGGAUGCAGAAGAACACUGGCUUGGUACCUGUCCCAGACCUGCCCAGCAAGUCCUUCUUCUCCUUCAGUGGUGAGGACUUCCUGGAGAAGAGGAGGAAAGGCCUGCAGUCCUUCCUGGACAAAGUGUGCAGCAUGACAGUGUGUCUGUCAGACAGCCAGCUCCACCUCUUCCUGCAAACCCAACUGCCGGUUGGUCACAUCCUGGACUGUGUGCAGGGCCACACACCCUACACUGUGACAGAGGCCAUCCUCACCUAUGCCUCGUCCAAUCAGGGCUGGGUUCAGGAAGAGGACUCGACCCAGGAGCCGAGUCUCACUCCAGUUCCUUAUGAGUCCAUGGAGAGCCCUGCUCCUCAUCUACCUACUCUGCAAUGUCAAGAGCCCCUCAACCCUGUGAACCUCGCCUCCAGUGAGCCAGAGGGCCUACGGACUGAGAAGUUCCUAGCUGGUGCCGAUGACAUAGACAUUGUGGAGUUACAGCUCAGUGAGACUGAGACCCUUUCCUCAGAGGUCACCCAGGAGGACCACAAAGUAGUCCAGGUAGAGGCCGUCCUGGAGAUACAAAGCCCAGUGGAGACUAUUUUUAAGUGGGACAGCCAUGAAGAAUCUACUCCAGAGAGGCUCGACCAUGAGGAGGUGAUCCACCACCAAGGUGAUUGUCAACAGCAGACACCUGUGGAAGUGCACUGUGAAAAGGACAAAGGCUUGGAGGAGGAGUGUGAAGUGGAGGUGAAGACUGAGAGGGUCAUUAAGGAGGAGAGCCAUGCUGACAUGACUACAGAGACAAUCCCUCCCAAACAGAGUAGCCUAGACCCAGAUAGCCAUGAGGAGGUGGUCCACCAAGGGGAAUGUCAACAGCAGACACCUGAGGAAGAGGCCACAGGUCUGGAGAAGGAGUGUGUAUCGGAAGUGGCCCUUGAGGAAGAGACCCAAACAGACACAACUACAGAGACAAUCCCUCCCAAACAGAGUAGCCCAGAGCUAGACAUCCAUGAGGAGACUCCUCGAGAUGGAGAUAGCCUAAGGGAGACAGUUCUAGAGGACCUUAGCCCUGCGGAGGAAGCUCAAGAAAGCAUCAGUCAUGAGAAGACAACCUCAGAAGGGGACAGCAACAUAGACACAGAAACAGCCAUUGAGUUGGACAGCCAAGGGCACACAGAUGAGAUGAACUCCCACAUAGAGAUCAGCCUAGAGGAAGACUGUCAUGAGAUCACAUCAGAAGAGGUGGAACGUGUUGAUGACUCAACCCAAGAGGUAGAAAGUGUCCAUGAUGCAACCCAAGAGGUAGAAAGUGUCCGUGUUGCAACCCAAGAGGUAGAAAGUGUCCGUGUUGCAACCCAAGAGGUAGAAAGUGUCCAUGAUGCAACCCAAGAGGUAGAAAGUAGAGAUGUUGCAACCCAAGAGGUAGAAAGUAGAGAUGUUGCAACCCAAGAGGUAGAAAGUAGAGAUGUUGCAACCCAAGAGGUAGAAAGUAGAGAUGUUGCAACCCAAGAGGUAGAAAGUAGAGAUGUUGCAACCCAAGAGGUAGAAAGUGGCGAUGAGGCAACCCAGAAGAAGAAGGCUCCCUUGGACAUUCAACAAGUAGAUGAUCAGCUGGACACAACCCAAGAGGUUCAGAUUGAUGAGGAAAUGAAUGGAAAGGAUGGGGAGAGUCUUGGGGAUGGGGCAACAACAUCUGAUGGGAGUAGCCAUAAGGAGAGCAACGACAAGGAUUCUGCCAAUAACAACAAUGCAAUACAAGAGACGAAUGGCUACAUGGAGACAGCUCCCGAGAAGGAAAAUCACCAAACAGACCGCACAGAGGCGGAGAAAGUCUGCAACAACCCAGACAUCGUAAUGCCCGGAACGAACCGAGAUCCCUCACAUGAUGAAAUCACACCUGAGGUACCCAAUGCUCAGGGGACCAAUGGUGUCAAAGUCAGAGAGGACAGGGAUAUUUUGUACAUGGUCAAAAGUUGCUCAGCGAAAACCCUGGAGAAUGAAUCUUCAGAACUAGUGGGUGGUGGAGUUGAGAUAAAGGACAUGGGAAUCCAAGAGAGCAGUCAUCUGGAGUCUGAGGGCCACUGUACGGAGCAGGACACCUCAUUAACCCUGGAGGGUAAUACUGAGGCCUCAGAAGUGAGCUAGGAAUGUGAGGCCAAUGGGUUCACUUCUGCUACAAACCAGACUGUGAGCCCAGAGAUGGAGCCCUAGAUGUUAGGCUACUGCUGCACGCACUCUGAACCUGAACAAUGGAUAGUGGGAUCUCUUCUGCCAAAGACAUAACCAGUCUUUCACUCACCCUGCUCGCCUAUUCUCACACUGUGUAUCCCUACCUCUCCCUCCAGCUAAGCUUUGCUUGCGUUGAUUAACUUCCUCUGUUGGGCAGCAGAGGGUGCUCAAAGGCACAGUAAUACUUGAGUCUAUGGGUGAGAACUUCCCCAAGCUGACAAGCCCAGUGUAUCACACUUCAUAUUUGGAACUUGGGCCUAUAAGGGAAUUAGUCAAUUUAACUCAACCGGCUGUGGUGCCCCAAUGACAUUAAUGUGACAAUUAUUUUGUCAGUUAAUCCACAUGCCUUAACGCUGUAUGCUUGACUAUGAGGGGCCUAAUAACUUGUUGUGGUUGUGUCCCAACCUGCCACAAGUCACUCUGAAGCACGUGCCCAUCUGAACACUUGCCUUGAGGAGAUAAGGGCAUGGAUGAAGCAAAACUUCCUUCAACUGAACAGCAGCAAAACCGAGACCCUGCUUGUUGGCACCCCCUACCAGGUUCAGCACUCACCAAUAACACACCUCACCAUAGCAGGACAGAACAUCCCUCUCUCCCCCUCAGUUUCCAAUCUGGGUGUAAAGCUUGAUUCCUCCCUGAUCUUUGACCGCCACAUCAAACAACUUUGUAAAGUGUCAUUCUAUCACCUCAAGAACAUCGCCAAACUCUGUCCCACCCUCAUUCAGUCUGAUGCAUAGAAGCUCAUCAAUGCCUUUAUCUCCUCAAGGCUGGACUACAGCAACGCACUCUUCAUCGGGAUCCCAGGCAGGAGCCUCCAGAAGCUCCAGUACAUCCAGAACAGUGCUGCCAGGAUCCUGAUGAGAGUGCGGAAACACCAUCACAUCACCCCCAUCCUGGCAUCUCUGCACUGGCUCCCCGUCUCAUUACAGACCCUCCUGCAGACUUUCCAGUGUAUUCAUGGCAAUGCCCCCCCUUAUCUAAAAUAACUACUCUCCCUCCAUAACUCCACCUGCACCCUUAGGGCAAGCGAUAGCCUGCUCCUCCACACCCCCAGGACCAAGCUCAGCUCCUUGGGGGAUCAGACUUUCAGCUCGACCGCCCCAAGCCUCUGUAAUGCCCUCCCGGACCACCUGAAGGCACCACAGACUCUGGGCUCCUUUAAAAUGGGCCUAAAGUCCUUUUCUCUUUAGGAAGGCUUUCAAAUCUAAUUUUAUUUGUCACAUGCUUUGUAAACAAGUGUAGACUAACAGUGAAAUGCUUACUUACGAGUCCUUUUCCAACAAUGCAGAGUUCGAUAAAGAUAGCUGGGCUCUUUGGUGUCCUUGUCACUUAUAGCGUCAGCUGUGUUCUUUGUGUCAGUUGCCCUGUCUAGUUGUCCCAAGAAAUGGUUUUAUAUUUUAUUUAAAAAUUAUUUUAUGCACUUUGAGAUUAUUCUGUUUAAUGAAAAGUGCUUUACAAAUGUAAUUUAUUAUUAUUAUUAUGUGAUCCAGAACUGUCGCAGUUAUGCCGUGAUUAUGAAUUUGGAGUCUGUGAAAGUUACUCAAGCCACAGCUUAUCAUGCAAUCAUCUUUGGCAAAAAGUGUAAUCCUGCACGCAUUCCCUUUGCUGUUGUGGGCGAUUUCUGGGUUCAGCUUGAAUAAACAGGGAUGAGGGUCGUUCCACCUCAAAAAGCACUUAGUAAGAGGAUUUCCACAACCACCAUCUCAGAUUGUGCCGUAAUCAUUUCUGUAGUUAGAAACAGAUAAGAUUAGCAUUCCUGAAACAUUAUUUUGUUGAAAUAUAAUUUGAUCUCUGAGAAAUUAAAGGUCCAAUGCAGCCAUGUUUAUCUCAAACUCAAAUAUUUUCUGGGUAACAAUUAAGUACAUUACUGUGAUUGUUUUAAAUUAAAAUGGUCAAAAAGAAACAAAAAUAGCUUCUUAGCAAAGCGCCAUUUCUCAAGCAAGAAUGUGGGGAGUGGUCCCAGUGGGGAAGGGAAACCUGAACUAGCUGUUAUUGGCAGAGAUGUUUGGAACUCUAUCUUAUUGGUCUAUUAACUAAAUUACCGCCUGGUGAUGUC